AUGACCUCCACUCCUCGCGACGUCGGAACGCUCAUCGUCGUCGUUCUGAAAGCGAAAAACUUGCCAAACAAACGCCAUAUAGGCAAGCAGGAUCCAUUCUGUACAGUCACAUAUAACGGCGAGAAGAGGAGAACGAAGGCGAUCCAUCGCGGUGGUCAACAUCCCGAGUGGGAUGAGGAGAUCCGUUUCACCCUGUUCGAGGACACAGAGAACGAUGCAACGAACGCCGCCAACGGAGGCACUCCUCCACCUCCACCCCCGAAGGCUAAUGGCAAGGGACCCCCCAAGAUCAAAGGCGGAAAGUCUAUGAUCAUCUCAUGCUAUGCAGAAGAUCCUCGCGAACCGGACCUCAUAGGCGAGACCACUGUUGAUCUGACCGAGGUGCUUACGAAGGGGGAGACCGAUGAAUGGUUCACGAUCAUGAACAAAGAGAAAUACUGCGGGGAAGUGUAUUUGGAGUUGACGUUUUGGUCCAAUGAACCGCCGCCGGUGAAGAAAGUCAGGGCGAAACCGAAGGCGCAUAGGCAGUAUGGAGGUCCCGGCUCAUUCGUGCCCACCGAGGAAUCUACCGAGGAAGUGCGGCAUGCCAUAUCGCAUCUUCCAUCUACAAGCAGCUUCCGAGAGGAGCUGAGUCGUGACAGUAUACCGUCAUCUCUCAGAUCAUCGAGCUCCAUAGCAAACCUCGAUCUAUAUGUUCCGGCAUAUGAGAGUACUCGAUCCCACCACUCUGUGGACAGCGUCGUUAAUGAAUUUGCUGAGCUGGGCUUUUCGGACAAUGUGAAUCGCAGGCAAAGUUUUCCUCCACAGCAAGGAUAUCUUCCAACCCAUGGAUCGUUCAUCGAAUAUCCUGAUUCGCAGGCUUUGUCUCCUCUGUCCUCUCAAGGAUACCGCCACAGUACAUAUUCCGAUGGAGGAUAUUCGUAUGAACGACCUGUGACGCCUUCUGGAUCUCUGCCGUAUCAUCAUAGUUCAAUGUCCAUCAAUCAUGAGCCUUACCAGGCGCCAUACGAAUCAACUCCUCCCCCUCAACCGAGCUAUCAGGCACCUGUUCGCCAUGCAGGUCCGAGAUAUAGCAUGCCUACGUCAUCCUCGGGUUUCAUGCCUGUCUCAACUCCGGCUCCGUCAGGAUUCCUCCCUCUCUCGUCUCACGUCUCCCAACCGUCUGGGUUUACUCCUCUCCCGGCACCUACACCAGCUCCGAUGGGUUAUGGUCCUCCUCCGUCUCACGUCCCUGUGCCUUCAUCGAGCUUCUCGACCCUGCCACUUUCGCUAGUCCCGCCUCCGAGUUUUGGUGUUGUGCCAUCCGCCUCGCCCGCGCCCUAUCAUCAACACACACUUCCUCAACCUCCACCGGGACACAGCUAUCCUCAGUAUCCUCCUCCCAUGCCAUCUUCUAGCUUUCAGCAUUACCCCCUACCUGCACUCACAACCUCGGCUCCGCCGCUUUCCCAAACGGCGCCUCAGAAAGCGUACGGACCCCCAGCACCGGUAUCUGUCCCCGUGCAGUCGCAGUCCGCCCCUCCACCCGAUCGACAAUCGAUGCAGAUGUCGAUUCCGCCGCCGCCUCACGACCAUAUCCCGCCGCCUCCACCGCUGAAUGAGAGCCCUUCAUCUGGUCAAGUUAGCAACUCUAGACCACUUCCACAGCCUCGGCGGCGCAAUUCCUCGUUACCUGUUCCGCCAAUGGCUUAUCCGCAGUAUGUCCCUACUGCAGGAGGCAAUGUCCAUAUGCCGCCCUCAGUUUCUUACAAUCACAUUCCUCCGCCCCCGCCUCUGCCGCAGCACAGUGCAGCAGCUUCGACGUACUCACAAACGCCUCAUCCGACCAUUCCUGUUCCGCCACCUCCCGCCCCGUCAUCAGUUCAGUCUCGUCCAACAAGACGUCCGAGUCUACCGGCGCCCCCGCAUUCGGAUUAUCAGCAACAGUCACAGUCUGCAUUCCAGGCACUUCCACCUCCGCCGCCCCCACCUACCUUACCUGCCCAUGCUAUUUACGAGCAAGUUAUGCCGUUCCCAGUGCCGAGUCAAAGCCAGACGUUCUACCCGGGACCCCCGCCCAGACCUCCUGUCCAACUUCAGUCGCAGUCGCAGUACCUGCCACCUACUGGGGGUCCUCCAUCUGCUCAUGCGGGCUACUCGUCUCCUUUGACGGGUUAG
This is a messenger RNA of Sparassis crispa, 2157 nucleotides long. RefSeq lists its product with no specific name. NCBI's taxonomy places the organism in Eukaryota, Fungi, Basidiomycota, Agaricomycetes, Polyporales, Sparassidaceae. The record is from RefSeq and is a predicted model, not a curated record. Bases 1 to 2157 code for a protein of 718 amino acids. The transcript is spliced from 5 exons.